Molecule: messenger RNA, 1904 nt
Organism: Quercus lobata
Lineage: Eukaryota; Viridiplantae; Streptophyta; Magnoliopsida; Fagales; Fagaceae
Product: major facilitator superfamily domain-containing protein 12-like
Exons: 13
Coding region: 247-1620 (457 amino acids)
Biological process (GO): carbohydrate transport
Cellular component (GO): plasma membrane
Molecular function (GO): symporter activity
Source: RefSeq, a predicted model, not a curated record
UGCUUUAGACGUCAGAAAAGGAAUAUAGUAGUAUCAUAUUUAUUGGUCUACUUAGAUUCUUUUUUUUUUUGCUGAAUAUUGGUCUACUUAGAUUCAGUUAUAUAUAUUCACACAGUUGACAAACAACGUCGGUUUCUCUUAUGGGUAACCAACGAAGGUUGUUCUGCUAACGUUUUGAGGGGCUCUCGUUGAUGGGUUCUGCUUAGCUUAUCUCCUGUGUCUGUUCCCAUUUGUUAAAAAAGUAUCAUGAUGGGAAAUAGUAUUGAAGAUGAUGAUGAUUCGUUCAAUAAGCCCCUUGGAAGACGGUCCGUCAUUUAUUAUGGCAUGGGUCACAUGCUCAAUGAUAUCACUGCUGCCUGUUGGUUCACUUACCUCUUAUUGUUCUUGACAGAUAUUGGACUUUCUCCGAGGGAUGCUGCUAUGGUUAUGCUUUCAGGUCAAGUAGCUGAUGGAUUUACAACCAUAUUGGCUGGUGAACUGAUUGACAGGUUUGGACAUUUCAAAAUAUGGCAUGCUGCAGGCUCUGUUCUGGUUGCCGUUUCAUUUUCUUCUGUUUUUGGUGGUUGCGUACCUUGUAAGAUCUUUGGUACUUCUUCAUCAACAUUGGAAACUGUUGGCUACAGCUUGUUUGCAGCAAUCUUCAAUGUUGGUUGGGCUGCUACUCAGGUUUCACACAUGUCUAUGGUGAAUUGCAUCACACUGAAUUCAACGAGUAGAGUAGUGCUGACUAGCUGUCGAAAUGCAUUUACAAUGAUUGCCAACCUCAGCCUAUAUGCAGUUGCUCUAAUAGUCUUUGCCGUCACCAAAGCAAACACAUAUGCUGAUGUUGAAAAUCAGUAUCGAUGGAUUGCAUAUUCAUCAAUUUUUGUUGGAUGCUGCUUCGUGGGCAUAUUCCUUUUUGGAACCAAAGAGCCAAGAUCCAGGGUAGGAGCACAAGGAAAUUUUCAUGUUAGGAUUGCAUGGGCUUACUGGUUCAAGCGAGUUCUAUAUUAUGAAGUUGCUAUCGUUUAUGUGCUCACCAGAUUAAUUGUCAAUGUGUCACAGGCGUAUCUUGCAUUCUAUGUUAUUAAUGAUCUACGAAUGGCCCAAUCAGCUAAAGCUCUGGUUCCUGCCAUCAUCUACACUUGCAGCUUCAUUGUAUCUGUUAUUCUACAGGAGAUUGCAUGGACUGGCCAACGCCUGAAGGCCUACUACACUGCUGGUGGCAUUAUUUGGAUGUUUUCUGGUGCAGCAAUCAUUUUCUUACCUAGAAGCAUGAGUGCUUUCAUGUACAUAAUAUCAAUAUUUAUUGGUGUAGCAAAUGCUUCGAUGAUGGUGACUGGAAUAAGCAUGCAAAAUGUUCUAAUUGGGGAGAAUCUUGGUGGCUGUGCAUUUGUUUGUGGAUCAUUGAGCUUCUUGGACAAAAUAUCAUGUGGGCUUGCCUUGUAUGUUCUUCAGUCUUUCCAAAGUUGCUCUCCAGAACUUCAGAGAACAAAUGCAAUAAAUGUCUAUAUUUCAGUUACACGGUUUGGUUUGGGUCUCUUACCGUCAUUUUGUGCACUAAUUGGGGUGGCAGUUACGUACAGCAUGAAACUCCAUACCCCUUUUUCGAAACCUAUAAUGGAGCCACUGUUGGAAUAGUCUGCAAAAGGCCAAUUUACUUUAAACAACACUAAUUGUAAGAUGUUGGAGCAUUUGCUUUUGAGUAUUUACCUGAAGCAAAGCUUUAUAGCACACAUUUCUAUAGGAAAGGAAAAAUUUUAGAUAGAUAUGAUGGAGAAAGCCAUGAGACUUUCUUAUUCUUUUUUAUUUCUUUCUAUGAAGUCAUUUUUUUUUCAAGACCCUUUUUUUGCUUAUAGGACAUUAUCAUGUGUAUAAUCAAGAUUUUAUAUUUGUUAAUGAAAAGUCUAUUCAUUGAACUUAUA